GCUCGGGGGGCGGGGGGCGGGCCGGGGGCGGGGGGCCCAGCCAUAUGGAUGUGAUUUCUCAGCUCCGAGGCAGACGGGCAGCUCUACAGCGUUCGGCGCCCGCCCGCCGCCCGCCGGGCCCCCGGCUGCCUCCCUUCCUGCCUCCCUCUCUCUCUCCUUUGCGCUCGUUCGCCUUCGGCGCAUGGGCCCCGCGCCGGGCCCCGGGGCCUCGGGCCGCCGGGCCGCCAGGGUCCCUUAGGCUCGGGCGUGGGCGGGGCAGCCGGGCCUGACGCAGCUCUGUACCCCACCACCACUAGCAGGGCCGGCGGCGGCGGCUGCCCCGAGGGACGGGGCCCUAGGCGCUGGCGAUGGGGGCCGCUCGAAUCGCGCCCGGCCUGGCGCUUCUGCUCUGCUGCCCGGUGCUCAGCUCCGCAUAUGCGCUGAGAGAAGCAAGAAGCCAACAGCCGCCUUUCCCCGAGGGGACCAGGUGGAACCCAGGCAGAGGGAUGGAUGAGAUGACCCAAGAAGACAUCCUGAGGCUAAUACCAUGCCGUGGAAGAAGCUCCUUUUCCAAAGGCAAAGGUGUCAGCGGCUGGAGAAAGGUGGAUGCAGAUGACGUCAUGACCAAGGAGGAGCAGAUCUUUCUGCUGCACCGCGCCCAGGCCCAAUGCGAGAAGCAGCUCCAAGAAGUCCUGCAGAGGCCAGCUGACAUAAUGGAAUCGGACAAAGGAUGGGUAUCUGCGUUCACAUCAGGGAAGCCUAGAAAAGAGAAGCCAUCUGGGAAACUCUACCCCGAGUCUGAGGAGGACAAGGAGGUGACCAUUGGCAGCUGGCACCGAGGGCACCCCUGCCUGCCGGAGUGGGACCACAUCCUGUGCUGGCCACUGGGGACACCAGGUGAGGUGGUGGCCGCACCCUGCCCAGACUACAUUUAUGACUUCAAUCACAAAGGCCAUGCCUACCGUCGCUGUGACCACAAUGGCAGCUGGGAGCUGGUGCCAGGGCACAACCGGACAUGGGCCAACUACAGCGAGUGCGUCAAGUUCCUGACCAAUGAGACUCGUGAACGGGAGGUGUUUGACCGCCUGGGCAUGAUCUACACUGUGGGCUACUCUGUCUCGCUGGCCUCCCUCACCGUGGCUGUGCUCAUCCUGGCCUACUUUAGGCGGCUGCACUGCACACGCAACUACAUCCAUAUGCAUCUGUUCCUGUCCUUCAUGCUUCGCGCGGUGAGCAUCUUCGUCAAGGACGCGGUGCUCUACUCGGGCGCCACGUUCGACGAGGCUGAGCGCCUCACCGAGGAAGAGCUGCGCGCCAUCUCCCAGGCACCCCCGCCGCCCGCCGCCGCCGCCGUCGGCUACGCGGGCUGCAGGGUGGCUGUGACCUUCUUCCUUUACUUCCUGGCCACCAACUACUACUGGAUUCUGGUGGAGGGGCUGUACCUGCACAGCCUCAUCUUCAUGGCCUUCUUCUCAGAGAAGAAGUAUCUGUGGGGCUUCACGGUCUUCGGCUGGGGUCUGCCUGCCAUCUUUGUGGCUGUGUGGGUCGGUGUGAGAGCCACCCUGGCCAACACUGGGUGCUGGGACUUGAGCUCUGGGAACAAGAAGUGGAUCAUCCAGGUGCCCAUCCUGGCCUCUGUUGUGCUCAACUUCAUCCUCUUCAUCAAUAUUGUCCGGGUGCUCGCCACCAAGCUGCGGGAGACCAAUGCCGGCCGGUGUGACACGCGGCAGCAGUACCGGAAGCUGCUUAAAUCCACACUGGUGCUCAUGCCGCUCUUUGGCGUCCACUACAUCGUCUUCAUGGCCACGCCAUACACCGAGGUCUCAGGGACGCUCUGGCAAGUCCAGAUGCACUACGAGAUGCUCUUCAACUCCUUCCAGGGAUUUUUUGUCGCCAUCAUAUACUGUUUCUGCAAUGGUGAGGUACAAGCUGAGAUCAAGAAAUCCUGGAGCCGCUGGACAUUGGCACUGGACUUCAAGCGCAAGGCACGCAGUGGGAGCAGCAGCUACAGCUAUGGGCCGAUGGUAUCUCACACGAGCGUGACCAAUGUAGGCCCCCGCACAGGCCUCGGUCUGCCCCUCAGCCCCCGCCUGCUGCCUGCCACCACCACCAACGGCUACCCCCAGCUGCCCGGACACACCAAGCCAGGCGCCCCAGCCCUCCAGACGGCACCGCCUGCUGUGGCUGCUCCCAAGGACGAUGGGUUUCUCAAUGGCUCCUGCUUGGGGCUGGAUGAGGAGGCCUCUGUGCCGGAACGGCCACACCCUCUGCUGCAGGAGGAGUGGGAGACAGUCAUGUGAUCAGGGACCCGAGGGUUGGACCUAUGGACGUAAGGGCAGCAGACAGACCAAGAGAUAGGUGGUUGAACAGUUGCCCAUUCAGGGCCGGAGCUUGAAGGACAAAACAG
This is a messenger RNA of Manis pentadactyla (Chinese pangolin), 2386 nucleotides long. RefSeq names its product parathyroid hormone 1 receptor (gene PTH1R). Gene Ontology annotation, biological process: adenylate cyclase-activating G protein-coupled receptor signaling pathway; cell surface receptor signaling pathway; intracellular calcium ion homeostasis. NCBI's taxonomy places the organism in Eukaryota, Metazoa, Chordata, Mammalia, Pholidota, Manidae. Gene Ontology annotation, molecular function: parathyroid hormone receptor activity; G protein-coupled peptide receptor activity; peptide hormone binding. The coding region runs from base 348 to 2279 and encodes 643 amino acids. The transcript has 15 exons. Gene Ontology annotation, cellular component: plasma membrane. The record is from RefSeq and is a predicted model, not a curated record.